Messenger RNA from Monomorium pharaonis (pharaoh ant), 1049 nucleotides. RefSeq names its product synaptobrevin homolog 2. Gene Ontology annotation, cellular component: membrane. The record is from RefSeq and is a predicted model, not a curated record. Lineage: Eukaryota; Metazoa; Arthropoda; Insecta; Hymenoptera; Formicidae. The transcript is spliced from 6 exons. The coding region runs from base 277 to 729 and encodes 150 amino acids. Gene Ontology annotation, biological process: vesicle-mediated transport; Golgi ribbon formation.
AAUGUCUCCAGUAUCCCCUUAAGUUUAUAUUGAAGGCAAUUCCCAGAUGGCGUUACUAAUGCUCAAAUACUCUCAUAAAAGUGUUUCUUCUUAUUUUCCUCUGAUCCCGUUGCCCACACGCUAUCUAUCACAAAGCCGGUAAAACAGAAUGCCUUCUGUCAAAAUGGCCGAGUGUUCGUGGAAGGUUAUAUUCUAAGCGCCAGGAGAAAUCAUUCGAGUGUGCAAACCAAUCCUUCAUAGCCUGCGAACAACACGCAGACCUAUUUUCUCGAAGAUAUGUUAUCAUCCGGUAAACGCAGUUUAUCCAGAGAAGACAUCAGAGCCGCAGACAAAGAUGAGAAAGAGUCGUUAUUGGAGCAUGACAGUGAUCUCGACGAGGAGAUGUUAUUCACAGUAUAUCAUUGCAGCCAGCCCAGCACGUCAAAUAAAAGUGAAAAUGUUGACAGAAAAAUGGAUAGUGUCAAGCUGCAAAUUCAAGAGGUGGCGGACGUGAUGCGGGAUAAUGUUCAAAAAGUGAUGGAUCGUGGCGAGAGACUGGAGGAUUUACAGGAGGCAAGCGAUCGUCUGAACAUGGCUGGAAAUGAAUUUAGAGAAGCCGCGAAAAGAGCGCAACGAAGAGCGUGGCUGCAGAACGUCAAAUCGAGGAUUAUUAUUAUCAGCAUUACUGUGACAAUUGUGCUUUUUAUUGUUGUUUUGGACAUCAUGGUACUUUACCUGGUUCUCAGAUAGCAAGCAUGAUGUUCCGAGCCUCGAUCAUUCGAAUAAAGUAUCCAUUGUUGUGAAAUACGUCUAAGUGAGGAAUCGCCAAUAUGCAUAUUGUACAUGUUGUAUAUUAAGAUCUUCUCGCGAAUUAUAAUCAUAAGUAUUGUAAUUAUAUAAACUAUUUUGUAUAAAUACAUAUAUUUCUUCUAUAUUACUUUUACGUAAAUAUGUUCUGUUAGUUUUUUGCAUUAAGUUAUCAUAAAAAUUGUAUUACCACUUACGUUUAUCUUGUGCGAACAAAUAAUUGAAAUUAAGACGGAAUACAAUUUAUAAUUUUAUUUUUCACG